Molecule: messenger RNA, 2362 nt
Organism: Colius striatus (speckled mousebird)
Lineage: Eukaryota; Metazoa; Chordata; Aves; Coliiformes; Coliidae
Gene: SOWAHB
Product: sosondowah ankyrin repeat domain family member B
Exons: 1
Coding region: 50-2362 (770 amino acids)
Molecular function (GO): protein binding
Source: RefSeq, a predicted model, not a curated record
GGUGCAGCACCGAGACGGAGUACGGAGAGACAGCCGGCUGGCGCGCAGCAUGGCGCGGGAGCUGAGCCAGGAGGCCGUGCUGGACUUCCUCUGGGGGGCUGGGGGCCGAGCGCCCAACGCGGCGCUGCUCCGCCACUUCCAGCGCUUCCUCCGCGACCCGGCGCUGACGGAGCAGCAGCGGCGGGAGCGCCGCGAAUACUUCAAGAGCCUCGUCAAUUCCCUGGCAACCGUCCACCCGGCCGCCGUCCCCGGCGCCUCCAAGGACAUCGUCCUCCGUCGCAGGUACCGCGAUCUCCUCGAUGAGGAGCUACCGCCGCCGCCGCCGCCGGAGGAACAGCGGGACGAGGAAAAGCAGGAGCCGCCGCCGUCCCGACGCGACCCCGACCGGCGGCGCGGCCCCCACGGGGAGGCGGCGGCGAAGGGUCGUCCCGGUGGGGGGGAGCCGCCGGGGGCCGCCGUCGCGAGGGGCUGCGCCGCCCGGGGCCGCGGCGGCCCCUGCUGCGAGUGCCGCCGGGCGCGCCGCGCCGCCGCCGCCCCCCCGCCGGUCCCCGGGCCGCCGUCCCCCGCCGGGCCGCCCCGCUCCCGCUCCCCGCCGCCGCCCCCCGCGCAGCCGCCCCCGUACCGGACCCAGCCGCUGUCCUCGGGGGCUUGGACGCUUCAUCCUGCCGGGACACCGCGCUCCUGGACACCGGUGCUGCCGUCGGGUCCUGGGGCACUUAACCCCGCUGGGCCGUUUCCGUCCCGAUCGCCGCUGCCGCUUCCCGCCGAGCCGCCCCCAUACGAGACUCUGCAGCCGCCCUCUGCUAGACCGUCCCGGUCCCCGUCCCCACCGCUGCCCCCGAAGCCCGGGGUGCUGCCUUCCGCUGGGUCGGCCCCGGUCGGGUCCCUGCCACCACAACGCCCUAGAGGGCCGCCCCCAACCCAGUCCCCCGCACUGCCAUCGGGCCCCGGGGUGUCGGCCCCCGACUGUCUCAGGCUGUCUCAGCCCCGGUUUCCGCCGCAACCCCACCGCAGGAUGCCACUGCUGAAGGCCCUACCACCCUCCGCAGGCCCAGGAGGGCGGCCCCUCCUUGGACCAUCUCAGUCUGCGUCGCUGUCAUCGGGUCCCAGGGCGCUAUCCCCCCACGAGCUGCCCCUAUCCCGGCCCCGACAGCCACCCCUCGCCGAGCCGCCGCGGUCCCAGUCUAUGCUGCUGCUGUCCGCCCCAGGGGUGCUGCCCCUGUCCCGGUCGCUGCAGGAGCUCCCUUCCAGCCCCUCCUCAUCCACACCGCGUCUGUCAGGCCCAGAUGCAUUACCCUCCACCGGGCUGCACUCGGCACAGUCCACGUCCCUGCAGCAACUCCCCACCAAACCGUCCUCGUCCCCGUCCCUGCCAAAGGGAUGCAGAGGGCUGACCACCAACAGAUCAACCCAAUCUCAAAUCCUGUUGCCGUAUCCAAGACAAACCCUGCCACUGCCAUCAGGUCCUGGUGUGCUGUCCCCCACCCAACCAUCCCCAUCCCAAUCCCUUCAUCAGUCUCCUAACCGGCCACUGUCAUCACAGUCCCAGCAGCCAGCCUCUGCCAGGUCACCCUCUUCCCAGUCCUUGCUGCCAGCACAGCAAGGGAACAGGUCCCAAGCCCCAGAGAGCAGCUCCUCAGCAUCACUGCCUGUCUUCAAGAGCAUCAGGUGCCAGCUUGCUCUGUUGGAGGUGCAGAGCAUCCCCCCAUCACUGACAAAUGACUGUGGGCGGCAGUCCCGCACCGUGUCCUCCAAGAGGACAUCCCCUAGGAAUGUCCCAAACCGGGGUCUGUCAGUGCCUCUGGGGCGGCGGGAGCACGCCUGGCUAGUGGCAGUGUCAGAGGGGCGCUGGGCUCGGGUGCGGGGGCUCUUCCUGGAAGAGCCGGAGCUGGCCUUGCAGCGGGACUUCAUGUCAGGCUUCACGGUCCUUCACUGGCUGGCCAAGCACGGCGACGGGCCAGGCCUGCAGGAACUGGCGACGGCAGCGCGGCAGGCUGGACUGGCCCUGGACGUGGACGCCCGCUCGGGCUGCGGCUACACUCCGCUGCACCUGGCUGCCAUACACGGCCACCAGCUCGUCAUCAAGGUGCUGGUGCUGCAGCUGGGGUGCAAGGUGCAGGUGCGGGACAGCAGCGGGCGCCGGCCCUGGGAGUACCUGGGUAGCUCCACCUCAGGGGAGAUCUGGCAGCUCCUGGAGGCACCCCGGGGUACCAUUAUGUUCCCCACACAGCCCCUGGCGCACAGCGUGUCCUCUGUCAGCAAGGUGUCUCUGUCCCAUGGCAGGGCGGCACUGCCCACCUGCCUCAGGCCCCAGCACGGCCGUGGGGCAGCAUCCCACCGAACCAGCGGCAAGAGCCACUGA